This is a messenger RNA of Peromyscus californicus insignis, 10648 nucleotides long. It is a transcript of the gene Cmtm4, whose product is annotated as CKLF like MARVEL transmembrane domain containing 4. The transcript is spliced from 4 exons. NCBI's taxonomy places the organism in Eukaryota, Metazoa, Chordata, Mammalia, Rodentia, Cricetidae. The coding region runs from base 115 to 741 and encodes 208 amino acids. Gene Ontology annotation, cellular component: membrane. The record is from RefSeq and is a predicted model, not a curated record.
CGGGCGGCGGGCGCAGAGGCGGCGGCGGCGGGGUGGUCAGGCGACGGCGAUGCGGCGGCCGCGCUGAGCCCGCCCGCUCCUGGCGCUGGGGGAACCGGCCGCGCGGACGGCAGCAUGCGGGGCGGCGAGGAGCUGGACGGCUUCGAGGGCGAGGCCUCGAGCACCUCCAUGAUCUCGGGCGCCAGCAGCCCGUACCAGCCCACCACCGAACCGGUGAGCCAGCGCCGCGGGCUGGCCGGCCUGCGCUGCGACCCCGACUACCUGCGCGGCGCGCUCGGCCGCCUCAAGGUCGCCCAAGUGAUUUUGGCCCUGAUUGCAUUCAUCUGCAUUGAGACCAUCAUGGAGUGUUCCCCGUGCGAAGGCCUCUACUUUUUUGAGUUCGUAAGCUGCAGUGCAUUUGUGGUGACUGGGGUCUUGCUGAUUCUCUUCAGUCUCAACCUUCAUAUGAGGAUCCCCCAGAUCAACUGGAAUCUGACAGAUUUGGUCAACACUGGACUCAGCACUUUCUUUUUCUUUAUUGCCUCAAUUGUACUGGCUGCUUUAAACCACAAAACCGGAGCGGAAAUUGCUGCCGUGAUAUUUGGCUUCUUGGCAACAGCAGCCUAUGCAGUGAGCACAUUCCUGGCCGUGCAGAAAUGGAGAGUCAGCCUCCGCCAGCAGAGCACUAACGACUACAUCCGAGCUCGCACUGAAUCCAGAGAUGUGGACAGUCGCCCUGAGAUCCAGCGCCUGGACACAUGAGAACCUUCUGGAGUCCUUUUCCCACUGCCCUCACAACUAUUCUUCUAAUCAAGUUUUCUUUCUCUCAGCACGUCAGAUUUUUGUGUGAUCCAGUUGAAUUUUGUCCUGUUUGGUAAAAAUUCUCUUUGGGAAAGGGUGCCUAGAAUGGCCCAGUGACUGAUCUGUGGUGGCCUGAAGAGCCCAGGUCCUCCAGCAUUGGGUGCCUGUGGGAGCAGCCAGCUUCAUUUGACUGCUCUAGGUCUUAACUGUCUCAGAACACACGGUCUCAUCUGACUCUGAGCCACCCUGUCAUGUGUAUUUGUGAUGAGUCAAAACUUUAUGAAAUGGCAUUGAGAAGGGUAUUCCAUGUCACAAGAUAGAGGCACAGGGCUGGAACAGCCAGUGAGGUUCUUGGACAGCCCCCUGGUGAGCCGUGAGUGGGUGUUGAGUCUGGCUGGUUAGAUCCACUCUCCUUGUCUUCCAUGCCCAGGGCAUCUAGGCAGCCAGCCACGGCCUGGGUGAGACUUUGAGGGCUUGGUGAAUGGAUGUGCUCCUGUGUCCUCCUUGCCAGGUCUUUAUAAUACAGGGACAGGAAAUUCUAGUGUCCUGUGGGACCACUGACUCAGAACAGUGACCAGUUGUCUCCUACCCUGCUGAGAAAGCACUUGAUCCUGCCUCAAAUGAGUCCCCUUCCUGUGGUCUGUAUUCACUUCCCGGGACAGGGGCCAUCAUCUUUGCCUGUCCCCUGCCUCCCUUCCAUACCUUGAGGCUGGAUUGCAGUUUCAGCACUUUUACCUUCUCAUGUGAGAGCUGCAGAAGAUACACUUCUAACACCAGCUGAGGCCCUUGCCCACUUGCUGGCCUCACGGAUCACAUGUGUGUAUGUGGAGGCUGGCAGAGUAUGUAUAUGUGUGUGUGUGUGUGUGUGUGUGUGUGUGUGUGUUACAAAGUGGCACACUCCAACUCACAUUUCCAUUGUAUGGACAUGUCUAAUUCUCUGAAUAUCCAAGACAAGCUCUAAAGUGAUUCAGAGUCAGUUUAUCUAGGAUUUGAAAAUACUUGAAUCUGCACCAGGACACAUCUUUUCACAGAUAUGCCACGAGGCACUGUUGUCAUUUUGGGUGUCUGAGUGUCCUCACUAUGAACACCAGUCCUGGAACAUGUUAGGAAUCCUAGUUACAUCCGGCUUUUGGAUUGGUUCUUGAUAAACUGAAGAUUAUUUUUGUGGUGAACGAGUUGAGCUGGCCCCUAUGAUGCUGUAAUUUUGUUGUUGCUGUUGUUGUUGUUGUUGUUGUUAUUAGAGACUAAUUAUGACUUUUUGGAAAAUUGUUUUAACAUGUCAGGUUCUCACUCUGAACUGUUGAUGUUUACAGACCUUGUUGUAGCUCUAAUAUUUUGUGUGUAGCCUCACCAAGGAGAAGACAUGGCUGGCGGGAAGAUAUUGCAAUAGUAGAGAGCCUCCACUAUCUCCUACUGAGACUGCUCACAGCCUGAGCAGUGUCCUUUGUAGUUUAUAACCCAGAAGGGGGUGGCAAGGCUGGGGAGAGGAAAGUCUGAGGAGGUGCCCCUGUGUGCCAUGGCUCUGCAUCGUUCAGGGAAGAGCAGUGUUAUAUGGUUGAAUAGCAAAAGGGGCUACUGUCAGAUACCACUGCAGGGCUCAGGAGUCCACAGGAAAUAGGAUCAGGCUAUAUCUGAUUGAGGGAGUACUAGGGACUGGCUCCCUAAACCCAACAUCCAGUGUAAUCCAGUUCUGCUGUCCUUUUAUAUUGGCAGUAGUCCAGAUCACAUGUUCAAAGGAGAGCUAAGCUAAUCUGGUGUAACUCCCCUCCCUGCUUCUCUUCUCCUCCAGAGGGCAGCCUGGGUUGGGCCUUGCCCAGCUCCUGAUAGAGAUUUCUGUCCUUGGAUGUCAUGAGUCAGUCAGUACACCUUGUGUUUUACCAGCUUUGAACCUGUUGUAUGUGAUGAUGUGGGAGAGCGGAUGGCAUCUGGAUUUUUAUCUGUUAGUUUGACAUGGUUAUUUUGCAUUUGUUGAGUGUGUCUACACAAUCAAAAUCGGGCUUCUUUCCCUGCAAGAAUUCCCUUUAAAAUAGAGUCACAAAGACUUUGCCUGCAUCAGAUGGGGCCCACUUGGAAGGACCACCCUGAGCUUUAUCAUGUUACUGGGCCUCGGGAAAAGGACACCUUUGAAGUGAGCCAGAAGAAAGAAGCAUUCAGACUGGAUUGCUGCUCAUUUCCCAAGUCACUCAAUAAAACCAUUUUAUCAUGUGCUGAAAGGAGGCCUUCUGAGAGUGUUGUCAGCUGAAAGAAAGAAUCCUGAGGCCCACUGAGACCGUGAAUACUGAGAUAAGAUAAAAGUGGUGGUGUCUUAGGGCCUGAAAGACUUGAGAGUUAGUUGCAUCUUGGUGUCAGAAUUAUUAUCUUUGUGAUUAUUUAUAUCCCAGUAACUAUUUAAUAUCCUUUGUGCUAUGAAGCGUCCCUGUGGCUUUUGUAUAUGUAUUUCCUUGUACUAUUUAACUAGCUCCCACAGAGCCAGAAGUGGCUUGUACACAUUCUAACAGCAUGAUGCACAGUCCCAGUCUAUACAACCAGCGUGAUGAGGAAAAGCCAUGAAGGGAAUAUGGUUGCCUACAGUGAAUGCAAAGACACUUGGAUUUUUCCUGUCGUGCCUCUGUGCAAACAGAAGAUAAUAUAGAUUUGGGGUUUUUAAAUAACCUCUGCAAAUUGAAAAAAAAGCAUAUUUUUGUGUUUAUUAAGUCUACUACAGACCAGUGUCACUUAGGUUUUGGGCAUUUUAAGUCAACCUUAGCUUUUUCCAUUUCCCUAGGGAAUGAACUGGCUUUCCCAGUUGGAGCAAAACUUGAAGGGAAAUGCAGUUGUUGGGAACACCUGGGGUGGUCAUGGAGCCAUGGGGUUGAAGCCCUCCCUUGUUGGUAGUUUUGAUGGAUGUAAACACUGACAUCCUCAGAGAAAGUGUAUUUUGGCGCUGUCUGUUGACUUGAGUGUCAUCCACCACUACUCUCCUCUACCCUCCCUGCCAAAGGCACAGAGGGUAAGCCCUUUUUCCUUUGAAUGGAGAGACAAGGAAACAUAAAGAUACUUAUUGGCUCCUAGAAAGGGCGACCACGGUGAUGGAAUGAAUUCUCUUCAGAGAAGUUCCAUUUAAAGUAGAGAGCCAUGCAGGGCAGAUUGCUUUUGUCUACAGAAAAAGCAAGAAUUCAGUAAGCUGCCCACACCCAGUGCCCACAUCUUUCUUAGCAAUAUGCUAAAAUACCAGAGUGGGCAGACCUGGGUACAGGGAAACCAGCAAGAACCAGCCAUGGUCUUUGUGCAGCGAGCACUUGGCCUUGGGGUCUUUUUAUAGGCCCCUGGCUGGAAGGCUCACACCCAUGGGCCUGGUAUACCUGGCUUCCACCCUGUGCUGGAUACUUGAGGGGAGUUUCAUAGCUCAGCUGAAAACAUUUCUUCUCUUUUCAAAUUUCUUCUAUUUUCUUUCAAGUUUUUCUAGUGGUUCGGGCAUUCUUCAAUGAAAUGAAGGUCUAACUCUUGUCCCUACAUGUAUGUGAAUUCUUGCUUGCCUUGAAGGAGUCUUGGCUAGCUCUGUGCGUGACACAAAUUGUACUAUUUGGAGGAAACCCUUUGCCUAUCUAUGAGGUGGCCUGAGAUUCAUCCCUGCCCCUGUCACAUUCUCUGUGGGUCAGUCUUAGGAGCAUGGAGACUUUGUAUCUAAUGACCAUGUAGGCGGUUCCUACUCGGCCAUCUGUGUUCAGAACACACAUGGUUAGUGUGCUCCUGCCUGACUGCCUUUUUCUCAAGAUGUCAUCUACAUAGCAAUAGUGACAUUAAGCAUGUAGCAGAAGGGAUGGGGUAUGCACUUCCUGGUUAGAGAAUUGUUCACUGUUCUCAAGCAGGAACAAAAAAGCUGCUUCAAGUGGGAAGUCUCCAGGUACCUUUUCGUUCCUCGUAAAGUUGCACAGUAUGGGUUUCUCUCAAUGUCUGGUUUUAUCAGCACUUGCCCCCAUAAGGGCCAGCUAGGCAGGGAGUUUGGUAGCAGCAGGAGGAGGCUGCAGCGGGAGCAAUAUAGAUGGUACUUGAUGUGUUCAGAACCCCUGCUGCCCUGGAAGCAUUCCCUCAACUUCCUCCUCUUCAGAAGAGGGAGGUCUUGUGCACCCUGAAUGGACUUGAGGUCAAGAGCUGGAUGUUGUUGGAGACCACCAUCCCUCAGUGCUGACAUCUAGUCUGGGUCUGAGCAUUCCAGGCAGGAUGCAGACCUAACAGGUCUGUUUUCUUGGCUUUGUUAGUCCCAACUCCUUAGUCUGUUGUUUCUCUCUUCUUAGCAGACAUCUUUAAAAGAAAUCAGACCUGUCUGGUUGAGAAAGUAAUUUGAAAUAUUUGACCUGUCUAUGUUUAUUUAGCUAUUAUCUCUGAAAGAAAAUACCAUCAAUGUUAGAUCUAGAAUUUUCUUCUAAAAGGGAAUGUUCUCUUGGAUUUCAUAAUAGUCAAUAUAGCAUCGGAUGUAAGUUCUCAGGCUUUGGGAAUUUUUUUUCCCUUUCUAGUUUCUCCUAUUCAAAAAAAAAAAAAACCUAAGAGGAAAGGGGAUAUGUGGGUUGCGGGGGCACAAGUCCAUUGAGCUCAAAAUACUAGCCUUUUGCCUAGAAUCAAAUUUAGAUUAUAGGUCCUUGAACAGUGUAUUUGUGCCAUUUAUGUACCUUGUUGCCCUUUGUAUUCUGAUACUUUUAAUUCAGGUGAGCCUUUGGUUAAGGGUUGAUGCCAUUUGGACUGUGGCGAGUUAGUGGAACUUGUUUGGUUAUAGUUAUGGUAAGAAUGUGUCUGGAACCCUUCAGUCAGCUUUGUUAAUGGGGUAUAGGGCAGGGCCGAGAGGUUUGUGUGUUUGUCUUUCAUAAUUGUUUCUGAAAAGAGAGAUAGAUGCUAAUACCCCAGCAGGAAUUACCUCGCCCCCUCCCUUUGGGUCAGAAAAGCUGCCCAAGGGAUGGCUGAGAGAGAAGACAGUGGGGGAGGACUGGUGCCCACUCCAGCCCAGGGCGGGCCAGGCCUGACUGACUGGUGCCCACUCCAGCCCAGGGCGGGCCAGGCCUGACUGACUGGUGCCCACUCCAGCCCAGGGCGGGCCAGGCCUGACUGACUGGUGCCCACUCCAGCCCAGGGCGGGCCAGGCCUGACUGACUGGUGCCCACUCCAGCCCACGGCGGGCCAGGCCUGACUGACUGGUGCCCACUCCAGCCCACGGCGGGCCAGGCCUGACUGACUGGUGCCCACUCCAGCCCACGGCGGGCCAGGCCUGACUGACGCCACUUCCUUCCACUCACCUGCUCUGCUUCCCUGUUUUUUCAGAACUGUUCAGCAAGUUUCACAACUCUGUUCCCUUUUUCGUGGCAGUGAAGAGGACAACCAUUCAGGGGUUAAAUUGGCUAGGUCAAGGGCUAGAGAGAGCAAGAGCAGGGACAUGCUGUGGCCCCGGGCUACUUGUUCCCAACUCUCAUUCCUAACCCAUUUAAAAAUUAAUUCAAAUCAUGAUGAAAUUAACCCAUUUGCCUAAAAUCACUGCUUUUUAAUAACUUGAUUUUGUUUGACAUGGUUCCGUCUGGAAGAGUGUUAGGGAGUGUGGUGGUAUUGUGUUCCCCAAAAUAUUGUGUACCCUAAUAAACUUAUCUGGGGUGAGAGAACAGAAAAGCUACUAGAUACUUAGGCUAGAAAAUGGUGGCACUCUCGCCUUUAAUCCCAGGGAGUGAUGGCAGAAACAGAAAGCUAUAUAAGGCGUGAGGACCAGAAACUAGAAGCAUUUGGCUGGUUAAGCUUUUAGGCUUUGAGCAGCACAGUUCAGCUGAGAGGCAUCCAGUCUGAGGAAACAGGAAUCACCUGAGGAAUUGGCAAGGCGAGGUGGCUGUUUUUAAACAAUAUCCCAUUUGCUUGUUACAAAAAGGCGUAAUAAGUCCUCAGGCAUCCCAUCAGAAACACCUGCUCAUCCUGUUACUUAAGGAAUGCUUUGUAGAGCAACAGUGAAUGGCUUGUCGGGUUCUGCAGCAGGCGCGGGGCCAGUACGGUGGGCGUCAGCGUGGCCCAGAUAGCGCCGGUGGUGGCCGCUGGCGUCAGAGGCAGACUGGGGGUCGCCGCAGCCACGCCAUUUGCCAGCCCGCGGGGGUCCCAGGCGCAGGCAGCUCGCCCCUGCCGUGUCCCCCCCUCCCUCCCGCCAUGUUAUUGGGGUGAAUGCUGGAAGAUCAGAGAAGCAGAACAAGCCACAGCUACCUCACUUCGUGAGUUCCUCAGCUGAUCCUGUUUCCUUAGACUGGAAGCCUCUGAGUCCUCAUCCAGAAUGAAUAUCAGCUGAACUGUGCUGCUCAAAGGCCUAAAAGCUUAACCAGCCAAAUGCAAAUGCUUCUAGUUUCUGGUCUUCACGCCUUAUAUAUCUUUCUGCUUCUGCCAUCACUUCCUGGGAUUAAAGGUGUGUGUCACCAUGCCUGGCUGUUUCCAUGUGGCCUUGAACUCACAGAGAUCUAGAGGGAUUUCUGCCUCUGGAAUGCUAGGAUUAAAGGCGUGAGUGCCACCAUUUUCUAGCCUAAGUAUCUAGUGGCUUUUCUGUUCUCUGACCCCAGAUAAGUUUAUUAGGGUACACAGUAUUUUGGGGAACACAAUACCACCACAUUUCCCCCUUUUUUUGUCUAAAAUUUAAAAAGCUUAUAACUAAUACAAGAAAAACUAUCUAAUAAGUAUAUUACUGGAAAUAGGUAAAAAGUAAGGCAUCAAGGAACUACAUCCAGAUGUAGUGAGUUACGUGUCUCAUGCCACACAGCAAAGGCUGCAGAAUCUUGUAGAAAAAAUAUCUGAAACAGCUCAGCAGAAAAACUUCUCUUAAAAGGAUGACGACAGAUACGAGCAAGCGAGUAAUGUCCGGGCUCAGCUCAAAUUCUUUGAACAGCUUGAUCAGAUUGAAAAGCAGAGGAAAGAUGAGCAGGAGAGGGAGAUCUUGAUGCGGGCAGCAAAGUCUCGGUCCAGACAAGAAGACCCAGAGCAAUUAAGGUCGAAGCAGAAGGCAAAAGAGAUGCAGCAGCAGGAGCUGGCACAGAUGCAACAGCGAGAUGCCAACCUCCAGCAUUGGCGGCGAUCGGGCCCAGGAAAAAGAGGAAAGUGGACUGGGUCGGGAUCGGGAGCAGAAGGCUCAGGCCCAGGCGCAGCGGUCCCAGGCGGCUCCGGCGUGGGAACCCCCAGACAGUUCACGCGGCAAAGAAUCGUGCAGGUCAACCUCAGGGACCUCAUUUUGUUUAGAAAAUGAGUAUGAGACAAGCCAUUCACUGUUGCUCUAACAAAGCAUUCCUUAAGUAACAGGAUGAACCGGUGUUUCUGAUGGGAUGCCUGCGGACUUUUUUAUAUAUUUGCAGAUUACACCUUUUUGUAACAAGCAAACGGGAUAUUGUUUAAAAACAGCCACUUCUGUGUAGCUUUGGAAUCUGUAUUUUAACUCAUUCUAUAGCCCAGGCUGGCCUAGAACUCAGAGAGAUCCGCCUGCCUCUGCCCCCCAAGUGCUGGGAUUAAAGGCGUGUGCCACUCCUGUCCAGCUUGGUAAGACUUCAAUAAUCAGAAAUAUAAUUCAUGAGUAAGGCUUGCUGGACCACAGCACUAGAGAGCUGGAGAGAAGGAUGAAGAGUUUAGGCUAGCUAGGCUUCAUGACAUGUCCCAAAACAAAGGGCAGCAGGGGUAUUUCUCUGUGAAGCUCCUCACUCAGCUCUUCUUGUUUUUCCUUAAUAAAUCUGUACAGUCUGCUCAAAAACAAAACAACAAUAAUAAUGCCAGGUGGUAGUGGCAUAUGCCUUUAAUCCCAGCACUCGGGAGGCAGAGCCAGGCGGAUCUCUGUGAGUUCGAGGCCAGCCUGGGCUACCAAGUGAGUUCCAGAAAAGGCGCAAAGCUGCACAGGGAAACCCUGUCUCGAAAAACCAAAUAAAUAAAUAAAUAAUAAGUAAAUAAAAAUAAUAACAGCCACCUUACCUUGCCAAUUCCUCAGGUGAUCCUGUUUCCUCAGACUGGAUGCCUCUCAGCUGAACUGUGCUGCUCAAAACCUAAAAGCUUAACCAGCCAAUGCAUGCUUCUAGUUUCUGGUCCUCACGCCUUAUAUACCUUUCUGUUUCUGCCAUCGCUUCCUGGGAUUAAAGGCGUGAGUCACCAUGCCUGGCACUUUCCAAUGUGGCCUUGAACUCACAGAGAUCUAGAGGGAUUUCUGCCUCUGGAAUGCUAGGAUUAAAGGCGUGAGUGCCACCAUUUUCUAGCCUCUGUAUCUAGUGGCUGUCUUGUUCUCUGACCCCAGAUAAGUUUAUUAGGGUGCACAAUAUUUUAGGGAACACAAUACCACCACAAGGGAGUGAAGCUGUCUGGGUAUGUUGAAGUUUAUAGGAGUUUAGGAACCCAUGGCAGAAACACUAAGCUAUUUAUUACAGUUUGUGUGUGUUUUUUUUUUUUAAAGUAGGCAAUUCUGCCUUUGUAUAUUUUAUGAUAAAUAAUCACUUCACCUUUGGUGCCUUCCAUGUGUCACAUAAGCACUCUUGUCAAUCAUGGAAUGGGGGGGGGUAUACAUUUAGUUAAAACAGAUAACACUAUUUUUGUAGCAUGAUUGUGUCCUUUCAAUAUUGCUUUCCACAAUAUUGGUCUUGAAAUUUGGGCCAUUUUCCUCUUAAACUUCCUAUGUAUUUUUCAAAGUCAAACACCCUCUAGCCACUCCCACCCCUUGCACUGUGUUCUGGUUGGAGUGAGAGGCAGAGGACGUUUCUAGAAAAAGUCAUGUCCCUGUAAUUCUAUUUGACAUCACUCAACUAUUGGUUAGGACUGGGGGAGCUGCUGCUCACCAACAGUAAGAAGAAAGUGGUCUCAUUUCUUCACGUUCUGUCUGUGCCCCUGCCUUCCUGCUCACUGAGUCUGACAGGAAGAGCUUGCAUUUGGCUCCUUACCCUCCUACCCUAGCCAGUCUCCAACUGUUCUCUGGCUGUCUCCUAGGAUAGGCAAAGUGCCACUGCUUCCCAGCAGCACCUCAGCCUUGCUCUGGGACUGCCCCAUUUGGAUUCCAGGUAGGGUUGUAGAUGCCCCUGGUGGGUAGCCUGCAUUAUGGGUAGCUGGAAUGCAGUAGAUCCCCUGCUGUGGCGGGGCUGGAUAAAGCCAGGGCACAGGGUGGCCCAGCCACUCAUUCUGCUUUCCUGGCCCUGCACUUUGGAGUUGUCUGGUACGGAUUCUCUGAGACAUUAACUUGUAGCUCUUUGUCUUUGUCUUCUUGAAAAGUCAAAACAUGUAAUUCUGUGGGGAAAAAAGAAGUCAUCAGGUGGCCGAACGACAGCUUUCUGCCAGGACGGGCCACAACACUUCGUUUAAUUAAUGGCACAAUGUUCAUAGUUACCACGUUUUGUUUCUGUAGUCUGGUAGUCUUGGCUGGCCUUUAACUUGUAGCAAUCGUCCUGCCCCUUUCUCCUAAAUGCUGGAAUACAGGAGUGUGCUGCCAUGCCCGGCUAAAGUUUUCCUUUUUAGCAGUUUAUAGACAUGGCUGUGGGCAUUCCAAGGUGAAGGCUGUUGAAUGCACUGAUUUGUGUGGUUUGCAGUAGUGAUCUUUGCCUCCUGGCUCAUCUGACAUGGCUACCAUGGCUAGGCCUCCCUCACUCCAGGUCUGACCCCUGUGCUUGAAAUAAGGGGUGUGGGAGCCCUGUGGCAUUUGCUCCCAUUGAUUUGCCCCAGAUGGCAGACAAGGCCUCACACUGCCCUCAGCCUCCCCACUUUCUCCUUUGAAGGACCAACUUUUCAUGGUACUUGUCUUGAUCGUUUUCAUAGUGUUCAAAUCUGUAUUUUUGUAUGUAGAGGGAAAUAAUUUUCUCAACACUAAUCACUAAUGAAUACUGUAUUGUUAUGAAGGAGUUCUUGUUUAAUAAAUGGACAUAUAAAAAUG